Molecule: messenger RNA, 1078 nt
Organism: Phlebotomus papatasi
Lineage: Eukaryota; Metazoa; Arthropoda; Insecta; Diptera; Psychodidae
Product: kxDL motif-containing protein CG10681
Exons: 2
Coding region: 346-987 (213 amino acids)
Biological process (GO): lysosome localization
Cellular component (GO): BORC complex
Source: RefSeq, a predicted model, not a curated record
AUUUUCACUUGUCAACAAAUGGCAGUCGCUGUUUACACUGUGAAAUUUACCAAAUGAAGAUUUCAGUCUGAAAAAAUUAAUUUACUCUUAACCAAAUUUAAUUUGGUUCUUCAAAAAGUUUACUAUCCCACCUAAAUAAUAAUUUUAUACCCCAAUUGGUGGAAAUUAUUAAAUAAUUUUCACAUUUUACUUGAUUUUUUGAAAAUGCAUCAGUGUUUUUUUCAGUGUAAAUGACGUUUUAUGACAGCAAAAAGUGGCUCCCCCAUUUUCACCGCGAUUCGCCGUGAAGAAAAACAAUAACAAUUUUUUUGUAGGAAGUAUUUUUUCAAGAAAAUCUAAAGCAAAAUGAAUCCAGAAAUGAGUACUUCUGUGCAAUCUCGAAAGACAGGACCCCAUGGGACGCCAGAGAGUGAAUUCAGUAUAGAGUGCUUUCAGAAUUAUCUGGCUCCAGAGGUGUUUGUGCAAGGUCUCGCGGGGAUCGUCAAUCAGGGAGAAGUGGAAAGGAUUAUCUACAAUCAGAAGCAAAUGUUGCAGAGAUUCGAGAAGACCAAUGAAAUGACCCUAAACUGCAACAUCUUGAGUGCUAGUCGCUUGAAAAAAGCCACAGAAGACCUGAAGGAACACACAAAACUCCUGCAUGAUAUGAAAAAGGAUUUGGACUACAUCUUCAAGAAGAUUAGAACAAUUAAGGGAAAGCUAACGGCUCAGUAUCCGCAAGCUUUUGCAGAAUUGGAACCACAGAGAAAUAGCUUUGCCGAAGAGGCAGAAGAUGAGACAGAAGGAGCAGUUGCCAAGGCUGCUGAAGAGAUCACAGAGGCACCAGUAGCAGCAGAAGCCCAAGGAGGCAAGAAAAAGCUGUUUAGCAAGAAAUCACAGGAUGUGGAGUAUGUUCAAAUGGAAUCUGAUAACAAUGCCAGUGGCAGCAAUUUAUCUAAUCGCACCAGUUCAACAGAUAACUCCAAUGAUUCCCUCUCUGAUACUGGCUAAGGGAUACUUUAGGAUCCCUUCUUGCUCUUACCAUUCCGCUUUUAGCCCAUUGUUGUUAAAUAAAUUAAUUUAUUGUUUUUUCGCUUCAAAA